AUAAUUUGCCAAUAGAUAUAUUAGAAAAUAAUUUGUUAUUAGGCAAAUUAGAAAAUAAUUUGCCAAUAGAUACAAGCACUGUUGAAUCUGGUUGUCCUUUUACAACAUUUGCUAAAGCUUGUGCAACAAUUGAAAAAUAUGCAAUGCAAACAAAUUCAGUUAUAAUCUUAGGAAAAACUACAAAAAACUUUGAUAAUAGUUAUAGACAGGCAUUGUUUGUAUAUGAAAAACAAGAAAAAUAUAGUAGCAAAAAUAAAGAAUUUAUUACUAAGUGUACUGGAUGUCUAUUUGCAAUUGGAUUAAAUUACCACAAGCAUGCUAAUGAAUAUGUUAUAAUGAAGUCAUGUUUGAAGCAUAAUCAUGAUAUUUGCUUGAAUGCCACAAAGUUUAGUACUGUUAUUCGUAAACUUGAUAAUAAUGAUCUAGGUUUGGUAGAAAAACUUUAUGACAAUGGUCUUAGAACAAAAGAUAUAUUUUCAGUAUUGAAUUCUGUUAGUUCAAAAUAUAUUCACAAACCUGAUGUUUAUAAUGCAGUAAGCCACCAACAUAAGUUGCUUCUUAAAACUUUACAUGAUAAUGAAAGUAUUAUAGAAAAUAUUGUAUUAAAAACUGCAUACAAUAGUGAGAGAGAUCAGGAUGGUGAAUUUAUUCAAGCUGUUUUUUGGGCAUAUUGUGCAUUACUUUCUGAUUGCUAUUUGCAGCAUUGA
Messenger RNA from Cetraspora pellucida, 707 nucleotides. The record is from the annotation of a GenBank genome assembly. NCBI's taxonomy places the organism in Eukaryota, Fungi, Glomeromycota, Glomeromycetes, Diversisporales, Gigasporaceae.